This is a messenger RNA of Xenopus tropicalis (tropical clawed frog), 1248 nucleotides long. RefSeq names its product yippee like 5 (gene ypel5). The transcript is spliced from 3 exons. The coding region runs from base 250 to 615 and encodes 121 amino acids. Gene Ontology annotation, molecular function: zinc ion binding. The record is from RefSeq and is a predicted model, not a curated record. Lineage: Eukaryota; Metazoa; Chordata; Amphibia; Anura; Pipidae.
AGGGGGGUUAGACAGAACAGUUGCUGUCGGUGCAGCAGUUUGUGUGUGAGGAUCGGGGAUCGGGGAGCGGCGGCGGCGGAGGGAGUCCGGGGCUGGGACCGGUAGGAGCUGCUGUAAAGAAGCGGUCUGUGCUUGGGAGGAGGAAUUGAGCGAUCCCCGCUGUCCCACCGACCCCCCAGUCUGAGUGCGGCCUGACUGCUACGGUAUCUGCCCCGGCACCUCUCCUAAGUGAAAUAAUAAAGGGAAAGGAUGGGCCGGAUCUUCCUGGAUCACAUCGGGGGCACCCGUCUGUUCUCCUGCGCCAACUGCGAUACCAUCCUGACCAACCGCUCCGAGCUCAUCUCCACCCGCUUUACAGGGGCCACAGGGAGAGCGUUUCUGUUCAACAAGGUGGUGAACCUACAAUACAGCGAAGUCCAGGACCGCGUCAUGCUCACCGGGCGCCACAUGGUCCGAGACGUCAGCUGCAAGAACUGCAACAGCAAACUGGGCUGGAUCUACGAGUUCGCCACGGAGGACAGUCAGCGCUACAAGGAGGGGCGGGUCAUCCUGGAGCGGGCGCUGGUACGCGAGAGCGAGGGCUUCGAGGAGCACGUGCCGUCCGACAACUCCUGAAAUGCCGCCGGCCCCCUUUGCCCCGCCCUCUGCGGGUCCAUUUAGCGCCAACAGCACCCAUUCUCCUCUGUACAUGCAUACACUGUUACCGUAGCCGCAGAGAUGCGCCGCGCCCAACCGACGGCAGCAACACCUGAAAGGGAUCAUUUUGUUACACUUACCCCCCCUCCCUUUAUAUUUGCCCCUUGAGAAAAUCCCCUUUUCAUGGAUCAAACUUCAAAUUAAAGGGGAAGUAAAGGUGUUUAUUUAGAAUUUUUUCCCCAUAGUUUCCUUUUUCUUUGUAGAAGUGACUCCUCCCUCCCAUGAUUCCCUUUCUAUAGCGAAUCUCUGUACAGAAGUCCUAGCGGUUCAGUGUCGGCCCGGCUUGCGUUGGCCGCGGGGGUUUCGUCGGGAGUCAGAUGACUGUUUUUGUUUUUUUUUUUUCGUUUUUCUGGCCCAAAGAGACCGCCGCAUUAAGAUCUCGUGAUGUUUAUAGUGUGUUCAGGUGGUGUGGAUUCAACUUAAAAAAAAAAAAAAGAAAAUGUUAAAAAAAAAAAAUGUUAAAAAAUAUAUAUUUUGAAAUGCCGCAAGAAAAGUGUUUUAUGUAAAAGAUCCAGCGCAUCAUUAGUACAAUAAAGGAAUAAGUUCAGCUAC